Messenger RNA from Planococcus citri (citrus mealybug), 11392 nucleotides. RefSeq names its product serine/arginine repetitive matrix protein 2-like. The record is from RefSeq and is a predicted model, not a curated record. Bases 238 to 9843 code for a protein of 3201 amino acids. The transcript is spliced from 13 exons. NCBI's taxonomy places the organism in Eukaryota, Metazoa, Arthropoda, Insecta, Hemiptera, Pseudococcidae.
GCGCUAACAAUCAAUUUACAAAUCAAGAUGGUAGCAGGGAUAGAAUAAUGUUUGAGUUAUCCUUCGCGUGCGGUGAAAUAUUAAUUUGUUGAAACAGUAGAAACGAUAAAAUUAUACCGCUUUGAUGAUUAUUCAGAGUUAUACAAAAAGUUUUUAGUUUUGAUUCAUGUUGAAGUUGACUGCAAUCAAUGAACAAGAGGAAACGUGAGUGUCUUGGUGCCUGAAUCCUCAUUUAUAAUGGAUGAUAUUCCCUUGCCGGAAGAUAUUCCUUUUCCGGGUAAUGAGAACUCUUCAAAUGUCGCUGUUCCAACAGAAGACGUGUGUAAUAUACAGUUACCAAAUGAUUUCACUGAAAACACCGUCGAGGUCGAUGGCGCAGAGAAAGCGGAAGAUCAAUUGUUUGAAAACCCGGCCAAUGUUAGCAACAGUGAAAUAAACGAAUCUUACGACGUCGUUGAGCAUAGCUCCGUUGAAGUUACAGUUGUAGGCGAAAUGGAGCAGGCGCUACAGUAUUCCAACGUAGAAGAAAUCGAGACGAACAUUUCUAACGAUACGAAUUGUUCGAAAAAAGUGCCGCUUAACGAAGACGUGCCCCCUGCGCCGGUUGAUAUGGUCGUUGACGAAAGCCCUACGGCGGAGACAACGCCAACGCAAACGCCAGCCCCAGCUCCAGGUCCAGCGCUAGCGCCGGCGCCACUACCACUACCGCCGACCAACGAAGAACUACAAACGACGAACGAUGGCAAUAAUCCGUCAAGCGACAGUGCGCCAACGUUGACAAACAAUCAGUUAUCAUAUUCGGCGGCGGCGGCUGCUGCUGCGGCGGCUGCCGGUUACAUGCAGUACGAUCCGUCGAUGAUGUCGCACGCUCAUAACUAUUCGUAUAUGACGGCCAACAAUUACGCGACCCACGAUUACGUAUCGUAUUAUAGCAACCAACAGCGAAUGGCCGCCGGCGGAUCAUACGCGACCGCGUACAAUCCGUACCAAGGAUACAAUCAUUAUCCGUACGCGACAACCACUAUGCAGCAGAUGUAUGAUGGACGUAGUAUAAACGCCUAUACCAACGCUAAUUACACCCAACAAAUGUUACCUCAAAACCCACCUCUUCCGCCGAGCCAACCAGUUACUUCAAGUACCUAUAAUCCUCCGCUACCUUCUGAUUACCACGCUUCUGCUUAUCCAGCUACCGUCACUUCUACGACAGCGGCGGCGGCGGCGGCGGCGGCUACCAUUGUGUCAGCGGUCGACAGCAAGAAACGCUCGAAUAUCGAUAAAAACGUUCAGAAAGUCGUCGCGAACCACGAUGCGACUCUUGAAAAUUACGCGACCGUACCAAAUAAGGAAGAAGACGACGAUGGCGAAGAAAUGCCCGCGCAGACUACUUCGGAUGCGUGCAAUUCCGCCGCCGAUACUACGGACGAUGUCGCGGAAGACGGAGGUAAACAUUCCGUAAUCGAUCAGCGUGUUGUUGCGGAAAGCGCGCUCAACGAAGAUGUCAAUAGGUAUUCGCCCAGCGUACCUAUGGAAGAAGACGAAACUAAUCAUCAGGCCGAAAGCAACGAAUCACCUAUUACUCAGAAUCGCCCAACCAAGGUUUCUUCUGUACUCGGCAAAGCGCAGGCAAAAAAACGGCUAAUGGCCUUUUCCAUUUCGAAACAAGCAGCCGCUGCUCAAAUGGCGGCUAAAAAACAAGCGCAAACCGGUUCCAAAGAGAGAAAAGAUAACAACGAUGCGGAUGUCAAAGAAGAUGGUCGUCGUUCCCAAUCGGAAAUUGGCGAAAUGGGUACGGCGGCUGGAAUUUUCGACGAUAAGCAUUUCAAAAAGAGAAGCAGUAAGAAAGUUAUUAAAAUGGAAAAAGCUCGUGAAACAAUGGAAGAAAUCGAAGAAAUGAAAAGAAGCGAAUCAUUAAUGAUCCGAGAUACUCCCACGACGUACCGACAAACCCCGAUUAACGAUAACGCAAACGCAAACGCAGAUACGGACAGCGGUCGAAGAAGAGGUAAGAGUAGUCGAAGAAGAAGCCGUAGCCAGAGUAAACGACAUAGUCGAAGCCGAUCGCGAGACCGAGAUCGGAAAUCCAAACACGCCGAUGGCAAGAAAAAACGACGUACAUCUCGUACUCGUUCGCUGUCUCGUAACAAGUCGCGAUCACGUUCCGGUUCGCAGCAGCGCGGCGGCGAUAAAAGUAAAAGCAAAGUUCGCGCUUUAGAAUUGAAGAGCUGGAGUGAUUUCAAGGAAGCCGGAUUCCAGUUAGACCGAUAUAGACGCAUUAAAUAUAACGAAAACAAAACCUAUUUGCUUUCCGAAUUGGAAAAACGUAAAAAAGACAAGCACGGCAGAAGACGCAGCGCUUCGAUUGAAAAAGAAAUCGCCGACGAGAAUAAAAAGAGGAAGACGAAUAUGUUGGAUUUGCCGGCGGAAAUAAAGCAACCUGUGGUGUGGCAUCGUGUUGACGAUGAUCCGGAAUCGGAAGAAUUCGUCGAAUUUCCUAGUCAUAUGAUGCUAUUCACGAAUGCCAAGCCGACCAUCAAGUAUUGUGAAAAUCCUAACAAUGCCACGUUACACUUCAUUUCUCGAGUCGAACUCUUGGACAGCGUACCCGAUGAUAUCGUUACUUCGAUUAAGCACUUUUGGAAUUCUCUGCGAUCAAAAAGGUUGAAGACGAAUAAAAUAUGCGACGACGCAGAUGCGAGCGUCGAGUUGAAAGGAGGAAAAUUCGAUAACGAGGAAAGAAAGAAGAAUGGCGCGACCUUAGAAUGGUGGCCGAAAAGUCCGUUACACAUGAUCGGGAAUAAUUACGACAGCGAUAUCGACAUCGAAGAAGAAGAAAUGGAAGGAGGUGAAAACGCAUUCGUCGAAUGUACAAACACUGCCGAGGUGCCGCAACAUCAAAAUGUUGACAACGCUACCGUGAAUCGGUCAACUCCUCGCAGCCUCGGCGGCGACCAGUCGUCCGUCGACGGUAAGAAUCUUCUCGAUAACGUGGAACACAACGGCGAGGGAAGCGCUUCGUUUGGUAAAACGUCGGCGUCUAGAAGCGGGCCUAGUGGGAUAGUCGCUGCCGUGGGCCGAAAAUCGCGAUUCGAAGAUAUCACAGACGAGGAAAGAGCGGCCGACGUUAGCGUGGUAAUUCGUUCGAAAUGGGAUAGCGAUUACGAAGAUAGUCCUAAACGCGGUGGCACUGGACUCGUAAACGCAGCGGUAGCGGCAGCGGCAGCAGCAUCGUCAGCAGCAGCAGCGCCGCCGCCUCUUCCAUCAUCGCCGCCUCCGCCACCGCCGCCGAAUAACACUUGGUUAUAUUCGAACAGCGACGACCAGAUGGACGAUAUGAGUACCGAUAAUUACGCUAAUACGAGUCGCGAAGAAGCGAAUUCGACGCUCUUCGAACCUGUGUCGAGUUUGAACGCAGCCGUUGGAAGCGACGCCAACAACAGUCAUUACCGCCAACGUCAGUACCACCCGCUGUACCACGACGAGGACGACGAAAUGGAACAGGUGGUGGUAAUUAAGAAAGAGAAAGCCAAGAGAAAAGAAGACGGCAGCGGCGACAGAGCUGCGGAACGUUUGUCGGGCAGUAAAAAACCGCAUUCGUCGUUGGCCGAAGAAAAGUCAAAGUCGCGCAAAAAGAGCCGAGAAAAAUCCGCUUCUCGUCGGCACGACGAAUCGAACCGUCGACGAAGUAAAUCGUCGAGCGUUACGAAAGAAUCGCGAGAAGUCGAACAUUCGGAGGGCGUUGCUCGUCGGCACCGCAAGAGCGGCGGUCUUGGUGGUAGUGACAAAACGGACCGCGACAAAACGCAGAAUAAAUCUACGCGAACUAGCGACGCAGACAGCGGCGUUGUUGUUCGUCAACACGAUCAACCAAAUUCCAACAACGAUCGUACCUUAGUUACCGAAUACGAAGAAUUUUUGAAAAUGGUUUCGUUCGAGGCGCCGAAACGCGAAGAAAAGACUGACAGUGCGGCGGCGGCGCCGCCGCCGCCGUUGCCACCGCUGCCGCCAUCUCUUCUUUUCGAAGGGCCCAAGCCGCCGCCUCCGCCUCAAUCGGAGAAUCGAAGCGAACUUUCGUCGUCCAACGACUCUCCUCGUAAGAAGCGCAAGUCGAAAACGCGCUCGAGUAGCGAUCGCUCCGCGUCAAAUGCGGCAGCGUUCAAGACGAGCGAACAACCCCGCGAGAACGACAUCACCGAUCACGUUGAAGCCACAACCGCUCGAAAAUCAAAAUCUUGGGCCGAAAGCGAGCCAGUCUGCAGCGUUUCCAAAGACACCGGCGAGAAAAAGUCGAACGAUAAAGCCAAGUGGCAGGAAGAAUCGGCGACGACGACUGCUGUAGCCGCGAAUUUGAACGCGACAAAUUCGGAUAACGAUCGCGAUCGCGAACGUGACCCGGAAGGCUCGCGUAAACGAAAACGCGACCACAGUCGUGGUGGCGGCGAAGGAGGAAGCGAAAAUGUCGACGAGCCGGCGAAAAGCAAAAAGAAAACGAAGAAGAGAAAAGUAGUCAGCAGCGGUGGCGUUUCGAAAGUCAAAAAAGAUCGCAAAUACAAAAAGAAGCGAAAAUCGGACUCGGCUGGCGGCAAGAAGAACAAAUACGACGCGAGCAGCAGCGAUUCGUCUAGCGAUUCGAACGACAGCGACUCGGAAGACAGCGGCGUUAGCGAACGUAGCGGCGCUGGCGCUGGAGCCAAGGCGGCGGCGGCCGCCGCCACCACCAGCAGCAGUAGUAGCAGCAGUAGCAGCAGCGGCAGUAGUUCGAGUAGCAGCUCGAGCUCGAGUAGUUCGAGUUCGGAUAACGAUAGCAGCGCCGAUAGCGGAACUCGCAAGAAACGCGCUAAACGAUCGUCAAAAAAGACGAAGAGCAAGAAAAGUAAGAGAAAGUUGACCGGCGACGGCAAACAGUCGCUCGAUAAGCGAAAGAAAAAGAACAAAAAGAAGCAGCUGCGGAAAAAUAAGGAUUCCGAUUUGGACGACAAGAAGAGUAAACGUAAGAAAUCUUCCAAAUCGGACGACUCGAAAAAGAAGAAAUUGAAGAGCGGUAUAAUGGAAUUGUUGGGAAAAUCGUUGGCGGAGACGUUGAAAAAAAAGGCGGCAUCCGCUGCCGAACCGAUCGACGACGAAACUGUGGCCGCAGCGGCAUUCGCAGCUGCAGCCGCCGCCGGCAAAAAAUCAUCCUCUUCCAAAGAGAAACGUAGUAGUGGUAGUAGUAGUAGUAAGAAGAGCAAAAAGAAAAAUUCGAAAGAUCGAAAAGAGAAAACGGUGACGAGCGCGAGCGCGCGCACAUUGUACGAAUUGAUGGUCUCCGAAAUGGGCGUCGCCGACGCCAAAUUUUCACUAUCCAAAAGUAGUAACGCGACCGCGACUGCGGCCGCAUCGCUAGAAGACGGCCGCGUUCCGGAAACGCCCAAAUCCGAAAAAUCGUCCAACGAAAGGAAAAAAAAGAAAAAGAAGGCGAAAAAACGACGCGAUACGAACGACUACUCGUCUUCCGACGAGACUAGUCGACGUAAAAAGAAACGCAAGCGCGAUGCGAAAAAUUCGAACGACGGGGUAUCCGCCGACGCUACCGGCACCUCGAAAACCGCGACGACGGAUUCGUUUUUUGAAGAAAAUCUCGAUGAUUGGAAUGGGAGCGGGGCGACUGACUCUUCGGCCGUCCGACAUUCUAUGAGAGAUGAUUUUACGGCGACCACCGCUGGCGUCGCCGUUGCCGAUGCCCAUGUCCAUGCCCAUGACGAUCAAAUCGAUCCAACAAAUGACGCGAUUGACGUUGGCGAAGCGACCACCUCCGCUGCCGCCGCCGCCGUCAACACCACUACUACUUCUACUAUUACUACCCCAACUAAUACCACCACCGCCUCCACCGACGCGGAAAAACGUAAAAAGCGUCGUCGCAGCUCGAACGAAACGUCGAAGCAUAAACGUUUGUCGAAGAAGAAAAAGAAAGAUUCGAAAAAAAAGAGAAAAAACAUCGACGAACGAAAAGCUCGACGGUCGUCGACUCCGCUGAAAGCUGAAGCGAUCGUUGCCGCGUACGAUUCGUUCGAUUCGGAGCAGCCGCCGAAGAAGCGGGUCGGCGAUCAACGCAGCAGUACGCCUAAAUCGUCGAAAAGCGGCGGUUUCGAAGUACAACUGUUGGGCGGCCAAAAAGGCGUCUCGUUGGUCGCAGCCGCGUACGAAGACGACUCGCCGCAGAUGGAUCGGUCGUACGAUUCGACCAAGACGCCGCGCACUCCCACAACAGCGCGUGAAGAACGUUAUUCGCCGACGGCCUGCGGUAGCGAUGCGGACGACGACUACCAAACGGGCGGCGAAAUUGCGAAAGAGCGCGUUUUCGCUCGCUCCGUCACCAAAUCGCCGCCUAUGCCGGUUCCUCCGCCCACAGCGCCGCCGUCACAGCCGCCCCCACCACCGUCGCCGCUUUCGGACGCAUUGAAAUCUAACAGCGAGCGCAACAACAAAGGUGGCGGCGACGACGACGACGGCGACGACGGUAACGAAAGCGAUCGCGGUAAAUUUAUGGCGGUCGACGUAACCAUGCCGCAGUUGCAAGGCGCCACCAACAUGUUCAGCAGUUUCACGUUGGGCAAACGGGAAGUGAGAACGAAAGCGGCCAAAAAGUUUGUACAUUCGAACAUAUUCGAUUCGUUGGACCACUCGACCGAAGGCCGUGAAUCGUAUAUGGCGGCCGAGUCGUCGUUGUCGUCGUCAUCUUCGCAGAAAAUUCCGCCGGCCGCUGGGUUGCGCACCGCUGCUGCUGCUGCCGCCGCCGCCGCCACCGUCAACGCCGCCUCAGCCGAACAUGGUCAAACUACAUUCGAGAUAGCGACGCAGUCGGAGCGGCUCGAGUCGUCGUCAUUAUCGUCGACGACGACGACGACGACGACGACGAAUAAGUCGGAAAAAGAAGAAUUCCAAGCUAGACCUUGUAUCGCCUUACCCGACAUAUCGUUUGCAUCGUCGCAGGUCCAAGUUGCCGGCGAUGAGACGCCUUCCACCAAGGACCACCAAAAACAAGCUUGUGCGCCGCGGGGUCGUCGAGAAGACGAAGACUAUAAUGCGAACGACGCCGCCGCCGCUGCCUCUUCCGCUGCCAGCGUGGCGAAACGAGAUCCGCGCCGAAAAGACCACGAUUCCAAAGACGAUAAGCGAAGACGGUCCGUAUCCGAAGAUCGUUAUAAAAAACGCCACCAUCGUAAAGACGAACGCCGCGGUAAGAAGCGUUUCUCCAGAGAUCGUCGAACGCGAUCACGAUCGCGGUCGCGGUCUCGUUCUCGGUCGCGGUCGCGCUCUGCGAGUCGCAAACGAAGCAAAGAUUACUAUUACCGCUCGAAGAAACGCGAUCGUCGCAGAUCGUGGUCUAGGUCGCGGUCCAGGUCCAGAUCCAGAUCAAAGUCCAGGUCCAGGUCUUGGUCCGCCUCUCGAGACGCUGUCGGAAUGCGGCGACGUCACGUCAAUCGGUCCUUCGAAUCGACGUCCAACGAGAAUUACUGCAAACGCGAUAAGUUGUCGCCUUCCGCAGCGGCCGCCGCCGCCGCCGCCGCCGCCGCUUCUGUUCCCGAAGAAAACAGCGCCGAUUUUCACCGCAUACUGGGCAAUAUCAAAAUGGAAAAAGAAGAUAGACACGUUAGCGGCGGUACCGGACAAGAGGCGGCGGACAACAAAUUCGCCAGCGAAAUUGAGAAAUUAAUCGACGACAGAGUGCGGAGAGGUGGCGGUUCAGCGGCCGCCGGCCGUACUCUCAGUCGCGAUCCUCGAGAGCAACAACGAGCGAGUUGCGCCGCCGCCGCUGCCGCCGCCGCCGCCAUCGCGCACUCGUCAGCCGGUCAGCAGUACGAACGGUUGCAGGAGAACGGCGAUCAUCACGUGGACGCGUUGCGCGAAAAAUUACUGCAAUUGAAGGAGUCGCUGGGGACGUUGAACGAAAAGGGCGCCGCUAAUUGCGAUCCGCUGCAAAGCGUGUUGGCCCUGCUGGACAGUAGCGGAGGACGUACGCCUCACGUCGACAACGCCCAAAUCCAGAAUUUAUACAACGCUAUUCAAAAUACGUAUCCGUCGGUCGCAUCCGCCACUCGCGAUCCCGCAAAAAUGCUGCCGAUCCAGGUCGCCUCCAACGCUACCGCUGUCGCCGCCGCCGCCACUGACAACGUUAACGCGGCGCACAGAUCGUACAAAGCUAGAAAAGGCGUCGCCGAUUCGACCAACGCGUACAAAAAUCCUUACGCGGAACGUAGCCGAGAGAUCUCGCCGAAACAGCUUUCGCUCGACGAAAGGCUGGAGCUGGAAUUGGGAGUGAAGCCGACAGUGCCGCCGCCGGCGGCAGUAGUACCGCCUUCGAGAUCCGUCAUCGGAGUACCUAUGCAGCCACCCGGUGGCGGCGGCGGCGGCGUGCCCGUGCCCGUGCCCGUGCCCGUGCCCAUCAACAUGUCCGCACCGCCUCCCAAUUACUACCAAAUGCCGAUGUACGAUAAUUCCAUGGUGGCGCGGCCGGGCAACGCCAACUACCCGUCGAUGACGCCGCAGUCUAUGCACCAUCCUUACGCCCAUCUCAUGCCGCCCAACGCCGAUCGUAGUUAUUACGGCGGCGCUCCUAUGGACUCUUGGAAUAUGGCUCGUGCCGCGUCUCUAGCGCAAUCGCAUUCGCGACCGCAUAUCGGUGCCGUACCUUCGCCUCAUCAGUUGCCGCCACCUUCGUCUUCGUCUCAAAGAUUACCAACGCCUCAGCAACAGCAACAACAGCAGCAACAUCUGCAUCAACAUCAGCAUCAAAGUAAAGAAAAUCAGUCGUAUCGAAUCGCAGAUGCGGCUGGAUCGAAAGUACAUUCGAUUCAAGUUGGCAACGUUCUGCAAAUCGUACCCACCGAGGUGCCGCCCUCAACUUCGCAGUCUCUUUCUAGUCAGCAAUCCUCCAAGAAGCAACAGCAUCAACAGCAGCAUCAGCAACAGCAUCAUCAUCAUCAUCACCAGCACCACCACCACCACCACCAUCAGCAGCAGCAGCAGCAGCAGCAGCAGCAUCAGCAUAGCAGUUCGCAACAAUCCACCGCAAGUAGCGCCGUGAGCAAUGACAGUUACGCCAGUGGUAACGCAUCGAGCGUUGGUUUUUCGUCCUUAUUGACUGCCAAUUUGCCGGUAUCGUUUGCGGCUGCUCCCGCCGUUUCCGGAUCGAAAACAAACUCUUUGUCGCAUUUGAAAGAACACCACAAGUCGAGCGUCAGCGGCGAAACCAAAUCCAGAAGCAAAGAUCCUCCACCGCCGCCGCCACCAGGCACUCCCGAUAAGGACAUGAAAAAACUUAUAAGACUGGCCAAGGAAAAACGCAAGGAAGAAAGGGCUUUGCAAAAGUUACUGAGAUUGAAAAACGAACAUCAAACAUCUCCGGCUGUCACUCCUAACGGCGACGAAUUUCAUAAUUACGCGGAUGAUAACACGGAUGAAAGCGAAGAAUCAAACGCCAGCAUAUCGAUUAAACCAUCUCCCGAGCAAGGAAUUUUAAUAUCUCCCGGUUUCAAAGAGAAAUCGACGCCGGUAACGCCUCUAGGUCGUACCAUCAUCGGAAGUGCCCGUAAAAUGGUCUCGUUUGUCGAUGGAAUAAGGCCCGGAUCGGCUUCGUUGAACGAUUCGCCGGUGUCUAGAUCGCGAAAACCAUCUCCUCCGCCUAACGUUAAAAAGAAACAUAAAGUACGCGUUAAAAUUAUUCGCGCCACCAACGACGAAAGCUCGGACGACGAUACGCCUCCGCCGCCGCCGCCACCAGGACCACCGCCUCCCGAAUUGUACCCUCCUACGUGCGGAGGUGUCGCCAAUUUGUUGCCUUCCGAUUUCGUACUUCCUAAACUGUGAGCUACGGACGAUUUUUUUUUUUUUCGUUCUCACGCGAAUGUACAAAUCGUCCGCAUGAACGGCGUAUUAGGAUUAUAUGUAUGUAUUAUGUAUAGUUUGAACGCGAAACGUGCGAGCAUAUGUAUGGUACAUUUUCUGUCGCCGCCAUUAUCGCCAACUUUUUUUUUGUUCGUCUUUAUUCGAAGGAGGAUAAAAGCUUUUUGGUCUAAUACGUGCGUUUAUAAGAAUCCUGGUUACGAUUUGUCGAAAUCGAAUGUAACGCGAUGGAAAGCGGUGACGAAUUUUUAUUUAGAGUAAAAAUGAAAAUCAUUCCCUCCGGAUCACGCGUCGUAAUCUUUCAAAAUCAUUCUCGAUCUCAUAAAUUUUCAUCGAAUCGAAACCGAAACCGAAUCCGGUUCAUUUUGAAACGACCGAAAAAUAUCAGCGAAAUGGCGGCGAACAGGAAUGAAAAAGACGUGUUACAAACGUGCCAAAAACCACAAUACAGUAUACGGUAGUCUCGUAGCUGUACGAUCACGUAUGACUGAUGUUGGAGUGAUAAACUUUUCGUAAUUAUUUUUCGUUCUACGUUUUACUUAUUUUUCACGAUGAUGUAUAUUUUAUUUUGUUUUGUGUUGUUUAUUUUAUCUAUUUUUUUUUUUUUUUUUUUUUUUUUUUACGGCAUCGUUUUAAUUUUUCCUUUCUCUUUAGCUAUUGAUUACGAUUUAUGUUACUUUACUACUAUUAUAAUAACGAUUAUUAUUAUCGCCGCUAUCAUUACCUUUUCAUUCGUGUACAAUGUACAUAGCGACGUACUCGCGAUGCGACGACGUAUCUUGUUAUUCGACUAAUACCUAUCCUACCCGCGUGAGUAAAUUAUAGGUAAUUAGGUAUGUAUACUUGGCGUACAUACAUAUUGAAAUUUUGAAUACGUACCUACGACCGUCUUUUUGUCUGGAAUUCGUACAUUUCCAGUCGAGUAAUGAAUAAUCCUCCGGCCAUUGACGACUCGGCGAAUCUUUUGUAAUGUAAUGUACCUACUUAGUUUUUUUUAACGGUUGCACUGCGUGUGUUUGUGUGUUUGGUGGAACGGUAGAAUCGUGAUUUACUCACCAUUACAGUUAAUGGUUAACGUUUUCUCGUUGCGAAAGUUGAAGCGUCGUUUUUGUUAUAGCGGGGUUUGAAAUGAAAUUUAUUUGUAAAAAAAAAAAUAAUAUUAAUAAAUGAUAAUAAUUAAACGUCGAUGAAAUCGGUUUUGAUUGGUUUUACGCUCGUAUUCGUGGUGCCGUAGUUUUCAUCUUAAAGACCUAAGUACAAUUUAAUUGCGAGCCUGUUUGUCGAUGUAUAGGUUACGAAUAUUAUACGUUUGUACAUACAAAUUGACUGGUUUGUCUGUUUUUUGUUGAUGACGUAGUCCUCACUUACGUGUUACUUAAUUUUAUACCUUUUUUUUUUGUUUUGUUUCAUUUCAUUUGAAGCAAAUGUGUAGAAAAUUAUACGUAUAAGCAUUUGUGGUGUAUCAGUUUGUGUUUUCGAGCGUUUAAUUACAACCUUUUUUUUUCUCCCAUUG